AAGAAGUGGAGUACUCCGUAGCAUACUAGCAUGUGUAAAUCUUUUACUACAAAAGUCAAACCACCAAAUUGGCAAUUUUACACUGGCCUGCCUUCCCAUAAUCAUGAAAAAAUAAAUAAAAUCAUUCCUUUUCCCCUCCUAUAAAUUCCCAUAUUUCUCUCUCUAUUCCUUAACUCAAUUACUCACAAAAACACAAAUAAUGAAGCAUUUUGACUUCACAUUGUAUUUCUUGUUGCUAUGUAUUACCACUAUAAUUACAUGUCAAGGUGUCCUAGAAACUUCCCUUACAAGCAAAGGAACACAAAAAAUGGCAAUGCAAUUUGAAGCCAUCUACCAAUUUGGUGACUCCCUUUCCGACACCGGCAACUUAAUUCGGGAAUCCACCGGAGCAAGAACCGCUUACGCGAGGCUUCCAUAUGGACAAACCUACUUCCACCAUCCUACUGGCCGUUGCUCCGAUGGCCUUCUUAUGGUGGAUUACUUUGCUAUGUACUUCAACCUACCAUUACUGAAUCCAUAUCUUGCCAAAGGAAGUGACUUCACAAAUGGAGCCAAUUUCGCCGUAGCAGGCGCUACCGCUCUUGAUGUAUCGGCUUUGGCUGCUCGAAAUGUAUCUCUACCACUUACACAGAGUAAUUUGGCUAUGCAACUUCGUUGGUUUAGAUCUCUCCUCUACUCUACUCUCACCGAUCCAAUAGAAAUCAGAGAAAAAUUGGAAAAAUCUUUGGUACUAAUGGGAGAAAUUGGAGGCAAUGACUACAACUUCGCUUUCUUCCAAGGCAAAACUUUGCAUCAAGUUUAUCAACUUGUUCCUCACGUUGUACAAACCAUUAAAGAUGCUGCUACGGAAGUGAUUCAGCUUGGAGCUACUAAUAUAGUGGUGCCCGGGAACUUCCCAAUUGGUUGUGUACCUCUUUAUCUUGUUAAAUUUGGAACCAAUGAUGCAUCAAAGUACGAUGAACUUCAAUGCCUUAAAGAUUACAAUGACUUCUCAAAGUAUCACAAUGAUCUUUUGAUAGAAGCCGUCCAAGAGUUGCAACAAGAGAACCCGGGUGUUGUCGUUGCGUAUGGGGAUUACUACUCUGCCUUGACAUGGGUCAUUAGUCAUGCUCCUCGAUUAGGUUUUGAGCGAAAUGGAUCAAAGAAGGCAUGUUGUGCAAUUGGUCGCAAUCCGUAUAACUAUGACUUAAAAAGAAGUUGUGGAAGUCCUGGAGUUCCAGUUUGUCAAGAUCCAAGUAAAACAGUAAAUUGGGACGGAAUACAUAUGACUCAAGAGGGAAACAAAAAUGUUGCAAGAUGGUUAUUAAGACAAUUUGUACCUACGCUUCAAAGACGACGUCAUGCUUAAUCAAAGUAGUACCCGAUACUCCAUACUAUUGCACCCUUUGAUCAAGAUUUCUCCCAUAGAAAAUAUGAUAUUUUGUACCCUGAAGAAGGUAUUCUAGGCAAAUGUCAAUUAUAGUGAGCCUUGUUUUAGUUUAGGCUUCAUUUCUAUUUGAGAAAUUUGAAUAUUGAAUAUGCUACAAUGCUGGACAAUUUUUCGAUGGUGCUUUCGGACAACCCAAAUGAGAAAAGAUUAGUAAAUUUGAUGA
Molecule: messenger RNA, 1592 nt
Organism: Spinacia oleracea (spinach)
Lineage: Eukaryota; Viridiplantae; Streptophyta; Magnoliopsida; Caryophyllales; Amaranthaceae
Product: acetylajmalan esterase
Exons: 5
Coding region: 200-1348 (382 amino acids)
Molecular function (GO): hydrolase activity, acting on ester bonds
Source: RefSeq, a predicted model, not a curated record